AUGGCCAACUGUCCGACCUUGUGCGUUGGAGACUGGGAACUCAAGGGCCAUUUGCUUGAAGAUUCCCGGUUACUGGUACUCGUCGAGGCUCAUCAGUCCUGUUGGAUCAAUAUCGUCAUCGAGCAAACAGGAUGCCAAAAAAGAUGGAUGACUCUAUUCUUCGACUGGUUCCUCCGCCGAACCCAGCAGCCCACGUCGGACGCCAGGGCGAGCGAAAUGCUCCUUCUCGCGGUCUUAGGGUCAUGCCACGAGCGCUAUAAGCACGAGCUCCCAGAGUUUGGGAAUAACCUUUGCUUAACCAACGUGGACGAUGAUGGCCACCCGACAAUCAUAGAAGAGGCAGAUCCCGCCAUUGUCGAAGUACUACCCACAGCGGACGUCCUAUUUGGUAAAAAGGAAAUCCCAUUGCAUAUCAUACCGAAAUCCAAGCUACGAGUCCAAGCCAUCAACGGCACGUUCUUUCUUCCCCAAACGAGGCCCGUCUUGUAUGAUGGUGAGACUUUCGUGGCCAAGGGUCCAGCAUCUGCCACCAGGGUCCUCGACGAUCUCAGGGAAGCCGUGAGCCUCGUGUCGCUACAAAUGGCGAACACUCAUCCUCACAUCCUCCCGCCUCCGGUCGCUCUCGUGGGACUCUCCGACGACGAUAAGAGGAUCUGUGGCUUCCUUAUCCCAUUCUACAAGAAUGGCAACCUCGGUUCCUACGCACGACAACUCCGAGGUGUAGGCGAGCUGACUCCAUUUAUCCUACAGGCUUGGUUUCGACAGCUCGUUUCGGCCACCAAGUUCCUGGUCGAUGCUGGGACGUGGCAUGGCGACAUCAAGCCCGACAAUAUUGUCGUCGAGUCAUCGGGAGCAAUUAUACUGAUCGACCUAGCGGGGAAAUACACCACUACUUCUAUCGCGAGCCCGGAGCGUGGCAGUCUCGAAGUCCCAGUUGACUGGCCUCUGGCUUCUAUCGAGAAGUCAGAGGUCUACUCAAUCGGGAGGACAAUGUAUUUCGUUUCGGAAGGUAUUGCAAUGGAGACUAUCUAUAAUAACCCGGAGACCCCUCAGGCGUCCCAGACGUCUUUCAGCGACGCAACAUCAACUCCUGCCCAACUCAAGGACCUCAUCUUGUCCUGCGUUAAUGAGGACCCUACUCAACGUCCUAGCUUGAGUGAUCUCGCGUCGCGGUUGACAGGACGGCUGACAGGACACAUUGUGCCAUGA
This is a messenger RNA of Clonostachys rhizophaga, 1209 nucleotides long. The record is from the annotation of a GenBank genome assembly. Lineage: Eukaryota; Fungi; Ascomycota; Sordariomycetes; Hypocreales; Bionectriaceae.